CUGAGCGCAGCGAUGGGGCUGGAGACCGAGAAGGCGGACGUGCAGCUCUUCAUGGAUGACGACGCCUACAGCCGCCACAGCGGGGUCGACUACGCGGACCCCGAGAAGUUCACGGGCUCAGGCCCCGAUGACCGGGAUCCCCACCGGCUCAACUCACAUCUCCAGCUGGGCUUCGAGGACGUGGUGGCUGAGCCAGAGUCCACGCACUCCUUCGACCAAGUGUGGAUCUGCAGCAACGCCCUCUUUGAGAUCAGCAAGUACGUGAUCUACAAAUUCCUGACUGUGUUCCUGGCCAUCCCCAUGGCCUUCACUGCAGGAAUUCUCUUCGCCAUCCUCAGCUGUCUGCACAUCUGGAUUAUAAUGCCUUUUGUAAAGACCUGCCUGAUGGUCCUGCCUUCAGUGCAGACGAUAUGGAAGAGCGUGACAGAUGCUCUCGUUGCGCCAUUAUGUGCGAGCGUGGGACGUUGCUUCGCCUCCGUCAGCCUGCAGCUGAGCCACGACUGA
Elephantulus edwardii (Cape elephant shrew) is the source of this 504-nucleotide messenger RNA. RefSeq names its product caveolin 2 (gene CAV2). Gene Ontology annotation, cellular component: Golgi apparatus; perinuclear region of cytoplasm; cytoplasmic vesicle. The record is from RefSeq and is a predicted model, not a curated record. Gene Ontology annotation, molecular function: molecular adaptor activity; protein kinase binding. Lineage: Eukaryota; Metazoa; Chordata; Mammalia; Macroscelidea; Macroscelididae. The transcript has 3 exons. Gene Ontology annotation, biological process: caveola assembly; insulin receptor signaling pathway; negative regulation of endothelial cell proliferation. Bases 13 to 504 code for a protein of 163 amino acids.